Paramuricea clavata is the source of this 3661-nucleotide messenger RNA. NCBI's taxonomy places the organism in Eukaryota, Metazoa, Cnidaria, Anthozoa, Malacalcyonacea, Plexauridae. The record is from the annotation of a GenBank genome assembly.
AUGGCUCGCGCUUUUAAAGUUCCAGUGCCAAAAUCGUACAAUAAUGUCACCGAGGCUAAAUUGAUCCAGAAGGGGAACAAUGUUUGGGUACAGUUACCAGCGAAUAUGGUCACAGACAAAAGAAUGAGCAGAAAAUCCGUGUACAUGGAUGAUUUUAACGUCCGGCCUUUCAACAGUCACAGAUACAGGAAUGUGAAGCCUAAAGUUGUAACGCGUCGUUCCAGUUAUCCACAGUUACAUCGGGUAAUGAAUGAAUUUGUUAUUUAGUGUCAAAUUUCAUUUCUUAAUCUUUUGUAUAUUUUUUGUAUUAACUUGCUAUUGUUUCCGCCAAUUGCUGGCGAAAUGUAGUGUGUGGGGUUCCUGUGUAGUUAGCGUUGAAUAAUAUCCGAGAAAGUUGGUUGAAAAUUCGAAACUUGUUGAAACUACACGAAGAACAUGAUGAAUUCAGUAAAGAUAUGGACAUUAAUUAAAAAACUCAAAGGCCAUAAUGUCAUUGAUGCGCUGUGGCCUAUUAUCUUAUGCUUCUAAGUGUCAGUGUACAUAGGCCCAGAGCAAGCAGCAAUCUUUUGUAAGAGAUGCAACAGAGAUCUUUUUGUAUUUUUCAGGUAUCUCCUACAAAAGAUGACUGCUUGUUUUUUUUUCACUCCCAUGUAUAAUAAUAAAUGUCGGUUUAUAUUCAAGAAGUUGUUGGUUUCAAGGGAAGGUUCCGAGCUACUAACCUCCAGACGGAGGGCCUUGAAACGUUGAAAUAUUUUCUAUAUUUUCAAACAGUUUCAUCCAUCAAGCAGGAUAUUGUUCAACGUUGUCCACAUUCGAAACCCACAUUCGAAACACAAUUACAGAUUCGAAAUACAAUUACAGAUAAUUCGAGAUACAAUUACAGAUUCGAAAUACAAUUACAGUUCAUAUAUAUAUAGGCUAUAGCUAUUAACACGAACAGCAAGAAAACGUCUUAUUUUCAUAACAAGUUGCUUAUUAUUGUUGUCUUCUUUUUUUCUGUUAAAACAUUUACCAAAAGUUUUUCAAUUUUCAUGUAGGAAUUUUCAUAUCCUCGAGAUCAUUUGAUUGCAGGUUAUAGCGAGACAAAUCGCGGAGGACUUACUACUGCGACUGAUCUGAAUUUGAACACUAGCAGAAAAUUUGGUGACCCAUCCAACAGUUUCUAUGAGGGUAAGUGCUUUGAGAUACUUCGCUAAUCUUGUACACAAACAUUCUGUAAACAUCCUCUAAAUAUAUAGUGUCAUUUUUCGGGUGUAUUGUAUAAAUCAAAAUAUAGAAAAAUAUUUCGAAGCAAGGUUUAGUUAGUAAUCUCGGGCUCUAAUCCGGCUUCAGGUAUUUUUUAAUGGAAUACGUCCACCUUUCCAUUGCUUGCAUUGCAGACCGGCUAACUUAAAGCUGCUGAAAGUUUCUUCAUAAACUGAGUAUAUACUACUACUUGUUUGGGGAAACACCACGUAAAUUUAAUACUGCAAAGCUUUCGAUCCGUAAGCCCGGAUCUUCAUCAGUGCUAAUAACUGAUAUGAUCACAUAUCUACAAAGAACGUAAACUGAGUAGUUAAAACGUGACACUAAUGUCAAUACAGUUUCUCCACCUGUGCAUUAUUGACUGAUAAGUGUACAUAUUUAUUUCGUGCCUGCUUAAACUGUCUUGUUAUGAAAACAAGGUAACUAGGUGACAGAUGAACUGUUGUUGUAUUUAGCGAAAUAGAAGGGCUCUGUUGGGCUUUGCCGCAAACACCUGUACUCAAUUAAUUAUUUAUGGCGCAUGGAAUAAAUUAAGAUAUUUUCGUUUAUAAAGAUAUAACAAUCUAAAAAUAUACUCGCUGGUAACGUCUCUUAUUUUUCUGGCAGUUAGAUCCCUUAGAUCAAAAUCCACUCAAUCAUAGCCGUUGACCAAACAGUUUUCAUUUUGCCAUGCAGAAUCGUGCAAAAGUCGUCUAGCAUUAAAUUCCACAAUUAGGUUUCUUUAGUAUUUUCCAGUUUAUAUGAAUUUGUAUUUUGCCAACUUCAAGGUAUGUCAAAGGGAAGAUAUUACGAAGGAAUGAAGUAUAAAAGUGGUGAACCGGUAAGCUAUUGAAAGUUGAAGAUUAUUUCUUCAAUAUUAUUUUGACUCAGCUUAACCCUUUAAGUGGCAAUGCGCCCUACUUUAUUAUUUUACUUGUCUAACGCCAGACUAUUUUACUCUGUCUACGCCAGACGAUUUUACUCGUUAGGGGGAGAGCGCUGCCACUCAAUGGGUUAAUUGGUGGAUUUUAGUAAGCGUUAUAGCAAAUGGUAGUCAAUUUUGAUAAUUACAGGGGAAAACAUGUUAAACUUCAUCUCUAAAUUCUAUUCAAUUGCCUCCAAAUAUGAGACUACUACAAAUAGUUAAAAAAUGAACAUUAUUUUCUCACUCUGAUAACUGCAGGUUGACCAUCAUCUGCUGCACGAUACUGCUUAGUUAGACUCGCCAAUUUUGACUGCUUUAUUUUCUAUGAUUGAUUUAUUAUUUUUACUCAAUUGAAUAUUCAUCCUCUCAUUUCGCUUUAGAUCCAAGCAUUUCUUCCUGUUAUGAGCGGCAGUGGAAGUGCAGGGUUGCGAAUGAGUCAUCAUUACGCAGACCCUCCUGCAUUUGAAACAACACGAAAGAUAUCUACGGCUAGAUCAUAUAAUGAUAAAGCCAGAGAUGCAUUGCCUGGGCUUGGAGGAGGUACUCUGGAUACUACAUAUAGAAAUGGUAAGUUUAUGUGUGAAAGAGACAAAUCCAGUGUGCAGUGGAUUUGCUUAAAAUGAGGAGGGUGCACCCGCACCCAAACGACUUGGGAGACUAUCCCUACCUCCUCUUUAAAUGUACCCUGGUAUAUUUAUUAUUCUACUUAUUCUGACGCCCAUAUGUGAAUUUAUAGCCUUCCUGUUAUGUCGUUUUACUAAGCACUAUUAUACAACAGAUAGUGGUCAACUGAUCAUUUAUAUUUUGGCCUCUAGAUACAAUAGAUGGGGGUAAUUUUCUUGAAAAUCCACUGAAGAGGCCAGAUCUGGUAAACUAUGAAGUCCAGCGAUCAGUCGCUAUUCAUACACCUGUACAACGAGCCAGCUCUCGUUCACGAUAUGAUCAUUCAACUAAUAUUGAGCCGUAUUCAAGUUUUGAAAACUCCGCAAAACGUCAUGAAUUGGAAGUCCUUACAAAGUAAGUGUCCUUUAAAACUGUAACUCGUGAAACAUGGCCAGGAAACUAGGAAAAGAUGACUCCGCAAUAUUUCCUACUUUCCACAAAAAGUUUCGGAUUGAUAGCGAUACAACUACCUGAAAAAUAAAAGGAGAACUUCGAACAAUCUAAUGUUCAUUUUUUCUCUGAAGACGGCCCGAGUACACGGGCCGAAAGCUCAGAAUUAAAUUAAAUACAUCCAUGGUGUAACCACAAAUUGUUCCUUAUCUUUUUAUGUGUUUUUUUUUUCUCGUUUAAAGAGUCAACCCGUGUGGUAUACAGUUUGGAGAACCUUCACUAGAUCACCUCUAUAAGCCAUCAGGUUUUGCGAGAUCAUCUGGUUACAAAGUAAUGGCACCAGCAUACGAACAUGGGAACAGUACAUUUGCUCACACUGGAUCAAACACACAAGGAUCAUUUACUGUCGCUCCUGAUUGGGUCUCUGAAAGAAAAAAAGCUGUUGUCGUUAGACAUUGA